AUGGAUUCAAGUCAGUCAGAAAGUCCCAGCCAGCCAAGCGAAGCUGAUAUUAAGGACCAGCCUGAAAAUGGACAUUUGGGCUUCCAAGACAGUUUUGUCACAUCAGGUGUUUUCAGUGUCACUGAGCUAGUAAGAGUCUCUCAAACACCAAUAGCUGCAGGAACAGGCCCUAAUUUCUCUCUCUCAGAUUUGGAAAGUUCCUCGUAUUACAGUAUGAGUCCAGGAGCAAUGAGGAGAUCUUUACCAAGCACCUCUUCUACCAGUUCCACAAAGCGUCUCAAAUCUGUAGAGGAUGAAAUGGACAGUCCUGGUGAAGAACCAUUCUAUACAAGCCAAGGGCGGUCUCCAGGAAGUGGAAGUCAAUCAAGUGGAUGGCAUGAAGUGGAACCAGGAUUGCCAUCGCCAACUACAUUAAAGAAGUCAGAGAAGUCUGGUUUCAGCAGUCCCUCGCCUUCACAGACCUCCUCCCUUGGAACGGCAUUCACCCAGCAUCAUCGACCUGUCAUUACAGGACCCAGAGCAAGUCCACACGCAACACCAUCGACUCUUCAUUUUCCAACAUCACCCAUUAUUCAACAGCCUGGGCCAUACUUCUCACACCCAGCAAUUCGCUAUCAUCCUCAGGAGACUCUGAAAGAGUUUGUCCAACUUGUCUGCCCGGACGCUGGUCAGCAGGCUGGACAGGUGGGGUUCCUAAAUCCCAAUGGUAGCAGCCAAGGCAAGGUGCACAAUCCAUUCCUUCCCACACCAAUGUUGCCACCACCGCCUCCUCCCCCAAUGGCUAGGCCUGUGCCUCUUCCAGUGCCAGACACAAAGCCUCCAACCACAUCGACAGAAGGAGGUGCCGCCUCUCCCACAUCACCGACCUAUUCAACACCCAGCACCUCCCCUGCAAAUCGAUUCGUCAGUGUUGGACCACGGGAUCCAAGCUUUGUAAAUAUCCCUCAACAGACACAGUCCUGGUACCUGGGAUAAAACUCACAGUUUCCCACCAUCCAGCAGACAGACCACCUGACCCCCGUCCCAACUCUGUAACAUGGAAGCAGCCACAAAACAGUGUUGUUACUUCACGUCCAUGGAAGGAGAGCAGACAGAGAUUGACAUCAAGCAACUGCUCUUACUCAGAGACGGCAAACAUUAUGAUUGAGCAUCAAAGGCCGUAAUAUUGUGGGGGGGAGGAAGGAGUUUGAGGGUUGGGGUUUUGGUUUGGUUUGAGGUUUUUUUUUUUAAAGAACACCUUAGUGACCGAUGUAAUUUCUCAUAUGGUGCUGGAAAUGUUUGAGCUUCAUAUUUUUGAAGUGUUUCAAGUGAUAGUGUAAGAAUUAGGGACAUUGGGUAGCAGAGCGAGCCUGCUGGCUACUUACUGACUUGCUAUUGUAACCCUUUCCAUACAGCACCUAACUGUUUUACAGUAUUUUUUACUGAUUAAUUUCCCAUACAAGUGUGAGACUUACUGAGAGAUCCGAAGAGCUACACAUAAAUAACUUUAUAGUAGCUGAAUUCUUCAGUAGGGCACUUACAAGACAGUCGUGGGGCAUGUUUUUUCUGUAACAUAUCAGGAUUUUUUUUUUUAUUUUGCAAUCAGCAAUUCAAUAUAUGACACGAAUCAUAAGAUGGUAAUUGACAGGUUGGUUUCCACACAAGUGGCAAAGAAAUAUAAACCAUCAACCUACUACAGGUCAAACAAAAAAGAAAAAAAAUUAAAUGCUGCACUUAACAUGAAACAUUUUUGACAAUUUUCAACAAUGACAUAAAAUUCAUGUGGAAAUGGGGAAGUUGGUCUGUUUUGAUAGAAACUGACAGGAAUCAAUCAAAACAAUCGAAUUUUGAAUUGAGAAAAGUGCAAUUUCAUUGGAUAGCUAAAUAUCUUUGUAAGAUAGAGAUUGUUGAAAAUUCUAUUUUUGUUUUCCAAGUCCUUCCACCCCAGGACUCUAAAUUAUUGGGGUAAAAAACAGCC
Messenger RNA from Protobothrops mucrosquamatus (brown spotted pit viper), 1957 nucleotides. Its product is annotated as nuclear factor 1 A-type. Gene Ontology annotation, cellular component: nucleus. The transcript has 10 exons. Gene Ontology annotation, biological process: regulation of transcription by RNA polymerase II. The record is from RefSeq and is a predicted model, not a curated record. Lineage: Eukaryota; Metazoa; Chordata; Lepidosauria; Squamata; Viperidae. Gene Ontology annotation, molecular function: DNA-binding transcription factor activity, RNA polymerase II-specific; RNA polymerase II cis-regulatory region sequence-specific DNA binding. Bases 1 to 975 code for a protein of 324 amino acids.